AUGAACGAGCGAAAUGAGAUUAUAGAAAUGGCAUAUCAGAAAUUAAAAGAUUUAUUGUCAACAGUAGCGGAAACUACUAACCUAGCAGGACGAGGUACCGAUAUAAAAACCGAUCAAACCGAAAAAAAUGGCGAUCUUUAUGUUAUUCUCACGUUUAUGCCAUCUAAUAAACGUGUUGAAGAACAAGCAUUCGGUAGAACCGCACAACAAGGUAAACGAGGCACAAGCCAAAGAAUAUUGAAUGUUACGAAUUUAAUUCAUUAUGAGGAAUUUGAUAUGCAGAAAAUCACAGAGCUAAGAGAUAGAAUUGAAGCGAAAAUGUUAAGCGACUUUGAAAAGUAUGAGUUAAAAGUAAUCAGAGAAGGAAGUGAUUUAGUUUUAGAAAUAAAAAAUAAAGUUAAAAAUGUAUUUACAAAUGUCACUCCUUCGGUUUAUGAGUCAAAUGUACUUCUCAGCAUUGAAGAACAAUGGGCAAUGUUUUUACGUAAAAUCGAUGAUCAAAAAUCCUGUAUCGACACAGAAAAAGUUCAUAUAGAAUAUGCAGAAUUUAGAGAAAAAAUCAUUAAAGAUUACAAUGAUAAUUGUGUUAUUAAAAAUCCUUACUACCAUAUUGUCAUUGUCAAUGACUUCAUCAUCAAUGAUUCUAAUCUAAACAGUAAAUAUAAGCAAGCGAUGGAACAUUUCAAAUGCGCUAUAAAACUUGAUCCGAAACAUAGUGCGGCUACUUUUGCUGGAAAAGGCUGGUUAUUAUUACAAGGUAAAGAAAGAUUCGCUCGAGGACAGAAACAAGACUUAGGUUAUAAAGAAGCAGCUAUCAAGAAAUUUCACAGAGCGCUUGAAGUUUUGAGUGAAGAAAUGGCUGCACCAACAAUUAUGCAAACGCUUCUACAGCUAAGAUAUGACUACUCUAUCUAA
Didymodactylos carnosus is the source of this 915-nucleotide messenger RNA. The record is from the annotation of a GenBank genome assembly. NCBI's taxonomy places the organism in Eukaryota, Metazoa, Rotifera, Eurotatoria, Philodinida, Philodinidae.